Messenger RNA from Gossypium raimondii (Peruvian cotton), 1406 nucleotides. RefSeq names its product sugar carrier protein C. Gene Ontology annotation, cellular component: membrane. NCBI's taxonomy places the organism in Eukaryota, Viridiplantae, Streptophyta, Magnoliopsida, Malvales, Malvaceae. The record is from RefSeq and is a predicted model, not a curated record. Gene Ontology annotation, biological process: monosaccharide transmembrane transport. Bases 15 to 1406 code for a protein of 463 amino acids. Gene Ontology annotation, molecular function: monosaccharide transmembrane transporter activity. The transcript is spliced from 2 exons.
GUGGUGUUACAUCGAUGGAUUCCUUUUUAGAGAAAUUCUUUCCAAAAGUUUACAGGAAAGAAAUAUCUGUUAAACCAUCUGAUGAUCAAUAUUGCAAGUUUGAUAGUCAAACACUAACGUUGUUUACAUCUUCCUUAUAUUUGGCUGCUCUUCUCUCAUCCAUGACAGCCUCUCGGAUAACCCGAGGUCUUGGUAGGAGGAUGACGAUGAUGUUAGGUGGUUUAUUUUUCGCCAUUGGUGCUGUUAUCAAUGGUUUCGCUGAAAACGUACUCAUGCUUAUUAUAGGUAGGGUAUUGCUUGGCUUCGGCAUUGGAUUUGCUAAUCAGUCUGUUCCGAUUUAUUUAUCUGAGAUAGCUCCCUUUAAGUACCGAGGGGCGAUGAACAUAAUGUUUCAAUUUUCAAUCACCAUUGGUAUUUUAAUUGCCAAUUUGUUGAAUUACUUCACUGCUAAGAUCGAAGGUGGGUGGGGUUGGCGGUUGAGCUUGGGUGGAGCCGUUGUCCCUGGUUUGGUCUUUUUCUUUGGUUGUUUUUUCCUCACUGACUCACCCAAUUCAUUGCUUGAACGUAACAAGUUUGAAGAGGCUAAAGUUCAACUCCAAAAGAUCCGUGGUAUUGAUAAUGUGGAGGAAGAGUUCAAUGAUUUGGCUAAAGCCAGUGAGGCAGCCAAGUUGGUUCAAAAUCCAUGGAGAGAGAUUUUAACCAGGAAGUACAGGCCUCAGCUCAUUUUUGCUGUGUUAAUUCCUUUAUUUCAGCAAUUAACCGGCAUGAAUGUGUUCGUGUUUUAUGCUCCUGUCUUGUUCAAGAGCAUGGGAUUUGGUAACAACGCUUCCCUCAUGUCCGCAUUAAUCACUAGCGUUGUCAACUUUUUUGCAACACUUGUUUCCAUUGCCACUGUCGAUAAGUACGGGAGGCGAACCCUUUUCCUCGAAGGUGGUCUUCAAAUGUUGCUCUGUCAGUUUGUGAUGACCGUUUCAAUUGCUUCUAAAUUUGGAACCAGUGGGAACCCAGGUGAACUUCCAUUAUGGUUUUCGAUGCUAGUGGUGAUAGCAAUGUGCGUAUACAUAGCGGGGUUUGCGUGGUCAUGGGGUCCAUUGGGUUGGCUAGUUCCUAGCGAGAUAUUUCCGCUUGAAAUUCGAUCAGCUGCUCAGAGUAUAACAGUGGCCGUCAACAUGAUAUUCACAUUUUGUAUUGCUCAAGUCUUUACCACCAUGCUUUGCAAUUUAAAGUUUGGUCUUUUUAUCUUCUUCGCAGUAUGUGUGGUUGGGAUGAGCAUUUUUAUUUACAAGUUUUUGCCUGAGACCAAAGGAGUACCUAUUGAAGAAAUGACUACUGUUUGGAAGAAUCAUCCUCGUUGGAGUAAGUAUUUCGUCCAGAAAGAUUUAAGCUGUGAAAUGGGAAAGCUUUAA